Periophthalmus magnuspinnatus is the source of this 8110-nucleotide messenger RNA. Its product is annotated as kinesin-like protein KIF21A. The coding region runs from base 430 to 5100 and encodes 1556 amino acids. Gene Ontology annotation, molecular function: ATP binding; microtubule binding; microtubule motor activity. The transcript is spliced from 35 exons. NCBI's taxonomy places the organism in Eukaryota, Metazoa, Chordata, Actinopteri, Gobiiformes, Gobiidae. The record is from RefSeq and is a predicted model, not a curated record. Gene Ontology annotation, biological process: mitotic spindle organization; microtubule-based movement.
GCUUUUAGGGGGGGAGGAGUCGGGUUACGUCGUGCGUCCUGGGAGCCGAAUGGACAGUAGUGGCUCAUUGCGCUCUGCUGCGCCUUGUGCCAGUGUCUGCGCAGCGGGGAUGAGACGCACAAUGCCCGCGGAGAACCGAGCACCUCCUGGAUCAUGUCCCCAACAAUAAACCCAACUAUUAAACCCGCUCCGAUGUCUGCAAGAGGGUCACGCGAGCGAGAGAGGAGGGCGUGAGCGCGCGUGGGUCUGGUGGCUGAAUAUAGACGCGCUUUUGCCGGUGGAGCUGCAGCGGGGGGGACACGGGAAGGAGGGGCCCGCUGCUACUGCUACUCCGUUGUCUUGUAAUAGGAUAAAGAAAAGGGAAAGCGGGUUAUUUUUACGCACGAGGAAGGAGGAGGAAGAAGAAGGAGCGCGUUUGGAGGCGCCAUCAUGGGGACUUCGCCUGAUGAGAGCUCUGUGCGCGUGGCCCUGAGGAUCCGCCCUCAGCUCGCCAAAGAGAAGAUCGAAGGUUGUCACAUCUGCACGUACGUGAUGCCCGGCGAGCCCCAGGUGUUUCUGGGUAAAGACAAGGCCUUCACGUACGACCAUGUGUUUGAUAUGGACACGCAGCAGGACUCGAUCUACACGCACUGCACCGAGCGGCUCAUCGAGGGCUGUUUCGAGGGCUACAACGCCACCAUCUUCGCCUACGGACAGACGGGUUCGGGUAAGACGUACACCAUGGGCACGGGGUUCGAUGUCAGUAUCAGCGAGGACGAGCUGGGGAUCAUCCCUCGAGCCGUAAACCACCUGUUCAGAGGCAUCGAGCGGCGGAGACAGGACGCCAGCGAGAACGGCCUCCCCCUGCCGGAGUUCAAGAUCAACGCACAGUUUCUGGAGUUGUACAAUGAGGAAGUUCUGGAUUUGUUUGACACGACUCGGGAUCUGGAGACUCGGAAACAGAAAUCCAACAUAAAAAUUCACGAGGACGCGAACGGCGGCAUCUACACGGUGGGAGUGACCACGCGCACGGUCAACUCCGCCGCCGAGAUGAUCCAGUGUCUGAAGUUGGGCGCUCUGGCCAGGACCACGGCGAGCACUCAGAUGAACGUCCAGAGCUCCAGGUCCCACGCCAUCUUCACCAUCCACGUGUGCCAAGUCCGAGUCUGUUCCCCCGACAACAACGACAACGAGACGGACAACAGAUUAGCAAACAACUCCGAGAUAAACGAGUUUGAGACGCUCACGGCAAAGUUUCAUUUUGUGGAUUUGGCCGGAUCUGAACGACUGAAGAGAACGGGAGCCACAGGAGACAGAGCCAAAGAGGGAAUCUCCAUCAACUGUGGACUGCUCGCUCUGGGGAACGUCAUCAGCGCGUUGGGAGACCGCAGUAAACGCUCCAGCCACGUGCCGUACAGAGACUCCAAGCUCACGCGCCUCCUGCAGGACUCGUUAGGAGGAAACAGUCAAACGGUGAUGAUCGCCUGCAUCAGCCCCUCGGACAGAGACUUCAUGGAGACGCUGAACACGCUGAAAUACGCCAACAGAGCGCGCAACAUCAAGAACAAGGUGGUGGUGAAUCAGGACCGAGCGAGUCAGCAGAUCAGCGCUCUGAGGACGGAGAUCGCACGGCUGCAGAUGGAGCUCAUGGAGUACAAGACGGGAAAGCGCAUGGUCGGGGAGGACGGGCUGGAGGGUCUGAACGACCUCAUCCACGAAAACUCGAUGCUUCAGACGGAAAAUAACAACCUGAGGCUGAGGGUGAAGGCCAUGCAGGAAACGAUCGACUCACAGAGAGCCAGACUCACACAGAUACUCAGCGAACAGGCCAACAGUGUCCUCGCACGAGCAGGUGAAGGAAGUGAAGAAAUCGGAAACAUGAUUCAAAACUACAUCAAAGAAAUAGAAGAACUGAGGGCCAAACUUCUGGAGAGUGAAUCUAUGAACGAAAACCUGAGGAAGAACCUGUCCCGAGCGUCGACGAGGUCCUGCCUCUACGGGACGCCUCUGCUCGCCCCCGAGAAGGAGGCCAACGAGGUCAUCGAGAUGGCCAAGAAAGACCUCGAAAAACUCAAGAAGAUGGAGAAGAAGAAGAAGAAAAGUGUCGUAGUCCCGGACAACGAGCAGGAGCGAGCCAAUGAGGACGCAGAGGACGCCAGCGACCACGACGACAACGAAGACGCCGACGGAGACGAGGAAGAGUUUGAAAUGGCGGGAGAGGAGACGUCCGAGGACUCCGACUCUGAGGAACUGGAUGAGAAAGAGAACGUGCAGGCCGACUUGGCGAACAUCACCUGUGAGAUCGCCAUAAAGCAGAAGCUGAUCGACGAGCUGGAGAACAGCCAGCGGCGUCUGCACACGCUCAAACAGCAGUACGAACAGAAGCUCAUGAUGCUCCAGAACAAGAUCAGAGACACGCAGCUCGAGAGGGACAAAGUGCUGCACAACAUGGGAUCUGUGGAGUCAUGUACGGAGGAGAAAGCCAAGAAAAUCAAGGCCGAGUAUGAGCGUAAACUGAGCUCGAUGAACAAAGAACUACAGAAACUCCAGUCUGCACAGAAAGAACACGCCCGACUGCUCAAAAACCAGUCCCAGUACGAAAAACAACUAAAAAAACUGCAGCAAGACGUCAAUGAGAUGAAGAAGACAAAGGUGGUGUUGAUGCGUCAGAUGAAGGAGCAGCAGGAGAGAAGCAGAGCCUCAGAGACGAGGAGGAACCGAGAGAUCGCGACGCUCAAGAAAGACCAACGCAGAGCUGAGCACCAACUUCGACAGCUAGAGGCGCAAAAGAGACAACAAGAGUUAAUACUGCGAAGAAAAAAUGAAGAGGUGACGGCUCUGAGGCGGCAGGUCAGGCCCAUGUCCGGGAAACUCAGCAGGAAAACUCCGGAGCCACAGGAGCCGUCUCCCAGAGGGUCAAUGGCCAAAACACACGCAACUACAGUCACUCACACCAACGGAGCCAGGAGUUCUCCGGUGAGGACGGGUAAAGUGUACCUGACCCGAACAGCCCGAGCCAAGUGGCAGUCUCUGGAGCGACGCAUCACCGACAUCAUCAUGCAGAAAAUGACCAUCUCCAACAUGGAAACCGACAUGAACAGGUUACUCAAGCAAAGGGAGGAGCUGACGAGACGGCGCGAGCGUGUGCUGAGGAAGAAGGACAAGAUGGCGUCAGACGGAGCGGACGCCGACCGGAGCCUGGCGUCUCUGAGCGAGGAGCUGGAGUCUCUGAGCGCGAACAUCGACUACAUCAACGACAGUAUCGCCGACUGUCAGGCCAACAUCAUGCAGAUGGAGGAGGCCAAGGACGAGGGCGACACUGGAGACGUGACGGCGGUGAUCAGCUCGUGUAGUCUGACGGAGGCUCGCUUCCUCCUCGAUCACUUUAUGACUAUGGCCAUCAACAAGGGUCUUCAAGCGGCUCAGAAGGAGUCCCAGCUCAAAGUGAUGGAGGGUCGACUCAAGCAGACGGAGAUAAACAGCGCCACUCAGAACCAGCUGCUGUUCCACAUGUUGAAGGAGAAAGCCGAGAUCAACCCAGAGCUGGACGCACUUCUCGGGAGCGCUCUGCAAGAAAAUGGAGACGAGAGCAGCAGCGACGAGUCCACGCCGAGUCCAGCCACCGAAGGACACACACUGGCCUCAGAUUUAAUGAAGUUGUGCGGUGAAACUAAACCAAGGAACAAGGCUCGUCGCAGGACCACCACUCAGAUGGAGCUGCUUUAUGCCAGCUCUGGGGACGGGUUUUGUGAGUCAUCCACAGGAGACUUCCCGUCCCCUCUGCUGCCUCUGAGCGAACGUCCGGAGGGGCCCGCGGACGCCCCGGGUCACAUGACGGGUCACGUGACGGGCCACGCCCCCGACAGAGAACAGACUGUGUCCCCGUGUGGAGCGACAAACAGGACUGUGGGAAUCGGCGGGUGCAGGUCUCCCACGGCGACGGAGAAAAGGCCGAUGGAGCGCUCGCCGAUGACCCGCAGGAGGAUUCAGGAGAAAGUGUCCGUAACUCCUCUGUCUGUGACUCACAACACGACGGACAACAGGACAAAAGGGAGCGACCACAGAGCGCCGCCGUUGGACGAGUCUCCUGUAUUUGAAGGACACAGAGGUGUGAUCAACCCUUUCACGACCCAAAAGAAUUCGCGCGGAGCCAAACUGCAGUGUGUGUAUGUGGCCGAGGGACACACCAAACCCGUGCUGUGUGUGGACGCCACCGACGACCUGCUCUUCACCGGGUCCAAAGACCGAACGUGUAAAGUGUGGAACCUGGUGACGGGGCAGGAGAUCAUGUCUUUGGCCGAUCACCCGAGCAGCGUCGUGUCCGUCAAAUACACGUCCAGUCUCGUCUUCACCGUGUCCACCGCCUUCAUCAAAGUUUGGGACAUAAGGGACUCGGCGAAGUGUAUCCGCACGCUGACGUCGUCGGGACAGGUGAGCUCUGGAGACAGCUGUUCCUCGUCUCGGAGUCUGUCCAUUCCUCCAGGAGAGAGUCAAAUCAACCAAAUCUCCCUGAACCCGUCUGGAACCUUCUUAUACGCCGCUGCCGCCAACGCCGUCCGCAUGUGGGACCUACGAAAAUUUGCGUCCACGGGGAAGCUCACGGGGCAUCUGGGGCCGGUCGUGUGUCUCACUGUGGACAAACUGGGGAACGGACAGGACAUCGUGCUCACCGGCUCCAAGGAUCAUCACAUCAAGAUGUUUGAGGUGGCGGAGGGGGCUCAGGGCAGCCUCACCUCUGGACACACACUGGAACCUUCUCACCAGGACUCUGUGGAGGCUCUGAGUGUGAGCGGAGACGUGCUCUACAGCAGCUCCAGAGACCAGUCCAUACACAAGUGGGACGUCAGCCGCAAACGCCUCCUACAGUCGGUGUCCGGUCCCUCAGACUGGGCGGCCGCCCUGGGUCUGGUGCCCGGGGCCUCUGUGCUGCUGAGCGGGUGCAGAGGGGGUCUGCUGCGGCUGUGGCACGCUGACUCACUAGCGCCCCUCGGUGAGCUCCAGGGGCAUGACAGUCCCAUAAACGGUCUGGCCACCAACAGCAGCCAACUGUUCACCGCCUCAGAUGAUCGCACAGUCCGGAUUUGGGAAGCGAAAGGUUCACUGGAGGAGGGUCUGUAUUAACCGUUAUUAAUCGUCAUCGCUCCAAACGUCGUAAAAACCACCUCGACAAAACCAACUCACGGACGUUUCCUCAAGAAAAACAACGGGAUUUGAAGAGUUCUCGCUGAAAACUGCAGUCGCUGAAAUGUUGGGAGUUAUUUCUAUGCAUUGGCUGGACGUCGUUUGAGCCACUGAGAGGAAAUGUCCUUCGUGUUCCUCGUCUUAAACGCGUAAACUCUCUGCUAAUUCAAGUCCUUCCUAGUUCUACUUAAGUGAUUUUAAGCUGUGAACCUGUUUUAAGUCUAUCGCUGUUGGGUUUUUUUGUCUCUGGGAUCAAUAGAUUGCGUUCACGACGUUGCCGAUGCCGAUUUUCGUGGUGGACAAAGGUCCGUUUGACGCCAAAAUCCAUUUCUGUUGAUUUUUGUUAAAGGUUUAAAUAAAAAAACGGCUCAAAACAUGUGAAAUCUGACGGUUUAAAGGCAAAUUGUACCUUAAAAUUUGGACCUGUUCAACUAUAGGUCAUGAAUUACAAGUGAACGCAACCUAUUAACGACUUUAUAUAGAGCUUUUCCACCUUCAAGUCACUCGAAACGCUUUACAUGAAGGAGUCAGUGAUGUGUCGAGAGCGGGAUUUGAACCGGCAACCUUCAGAUCACUGGACAAUCGCUCUACCGACUGAGCCACUGUCUUAAAGUAGAGUUAAUCCUGCCAAACAGAAAGAAGCGUGAAGUUUGGGAUCUGUUUUUUUCUUGCACCUCCUCACAAUCUGCCUCUACUACUACUACUACUACUACUACUACUACUACUACUACUACUACUACUACUACUACUACUACUACUACUACUACUACUACUACUACUACUACUACUACUACUACUACUACUACUACUACUACUAGGCAAGUUUCUUUGUAUAGAACCAUUCGUACGCAGUAAUUCAAAGUGCUUUACAGAAUAAGAAAGAUAGAAAGAAUACUACUACUUUUACCAUUUGUACUACUAUUACUUUUACCAUUUCUACUACUACUACACCUACUACAACACCUACUACUACUACUACUACUACUACUACUACUACUACUACUUUAACCAUUUGUACAACUAUUACUUUUACCAUUUCUACUACUACUACUUUUGCCUUUUCUACUACUACUACUACUUUUCUACUGUUUCUAGCACUACUACUACUACUACUACUACUAUUACUUUUAUUUCUCUAGUAAAGAUUUCGAUAUCUUUUCAAAAUUCUAAUGACUAAAUACUACUCCAUAAGCAGUUCCAGUUAGUCUUGAUUUAAAAUGUCGUCAGAAUACAUUUCUCCACAGUAUUUUAUAGAAGUACUCUAUAGAAGUACUCUAUAGAAGUACUCUACAGAAGUACUCUAUAGAAUUCUGCAGUUGUACAGUUUAUUUCAUGUUAGAACCAACUCUGUUUAAAAGUCUCAAAAUGUGUGAGUUUCUGGGUCAAUAGUGUCAUUUUUGAAGUACUUAUUUAAACUCUACUAACCCAGUCCAGCUCAUGUUACUUGAAUCUUUUGCAGUUGUGUUUUUUUCAGACGUGUCGAGCUCGAGUUGUUGUUUUUUUUUUUUUUUUUUACCUGCUGUAAAACACGAGCUGCACCUGAUCUGAUCCGUCAUGUGUUUGAAACGUUCACGUGUGUUUGGGUCGGACUUUACAAACUUUGUGAGAUUUAGAAAUGUUUUUGUUCCCUCCUCUCAACAUCUCAAGACAUUAUACACAACUACUACUACUACUACAACUACUACUACUACUACUACUACUACUACUACUACUGUACUGAUUAGAGAGUCGUAUCUAGUCCGAGUAAUGUGAAUGUUCUACUGAGCACCUUGAAUUUUCCACAUUUCUAUAGAAUAAAGUGUGUGUAUAUGUGACUGUGCAGUACAUGUAUUUGUACAGUACACGUAUACUGUACACACACGUACUGUACAGUAGUGUUCUUGCUUUUCCGCAGCGUUAACAUGUGACUGUUAAACUGUUGUGUACAAAACUAUUUAUUUCUCUCGUUUAAAGUCGUUUGGUUUGUGUUUUUCUUCAUAUUUUGGUCUGAUUUUCCAUGUUAAAUAUUAAAAGUUUUUGCAGUUUAAAAAUGACCAAUAAAACGCUAUAAGGCUACGAUCAAUCCACGGUUAGCUAGCUAGCUCGCGGUGUCUCAAAGCUUAUGCUAACUUCUAUUAAAAAGCGUAAAAUAUAAAAUAAACAACCUAUUAAAAUUCAAAUUAAUUAAAGAUUGCCAGAUUUUUUUAAAAGUGCUUCAAUUUGUGGUGUUUUAAUAUUUAUUAUGCCUCAAAAUUAGCAUUAGCGUUAGCAUUGACACACAAACAUGUCUCUUUCUAAACACAAAAGCGUCUGGUGAAGUAUUUUAUUUGUGUUUAACAUGUGACACUGACAUUCAUCAUUUUAGACAUUUUAACUCGGCAAAAACCUCAUAGAGAUAAAAACCGGACAGGAAGUAGUGACGCUAACAGGAAGUAGACACGCUAACAGGAAGUAGUGACGCUCACAGUGAGGUUUACGUGCACAAAACCGACAUAAUGUUGAACAUUUGACAAAAACAACACGUUUGUUUGUGAAUACGACCUCCUUUUCCCCCGAUAAACCACAAACCAGGUCAAAACAUCUGCAUUUUCACAGUUAAACCAUCAAAUCUUCAUCAUUUUGACCAUUUCUCCAGCUCAUUAAAGGCAGUUUGAAAUGUUGUGAACCAAACGUAUCUGUACGAAAAGCUGCUUUGUGUAAUGGCCUAUUUAUUAAACGAGUAAAAGGAGGCGGUGUCUGCACUGGAAAGAACGUGUUUCUCCUCAUAUUUAAAUCUGAGUGUUUGUCGUUGGCUUUUCCUGUGACGACGAGCGAGUGAAAUCCCCACUGAGCCCGUUCUUAAAUGACUCGUCUGACCUUUGUGUGGGACUACGACGGUUUUAGGUUUAUUUGAAUUUUUCUUCUGUGUUUUUCUGCUGUUGUUUUUACUGUAAAUCUCCUCGUGUAAAUACAGCUACACCUGUUUUUCAAG